This is a messenger RNA of Punica granatum (pomegranate), 623 nucleotides long. Lineage: Eukaryota; Viridiplantae; Streptophyta; Magnoliopsida; Myrtales; Lythraceae. The record is from RefSeq and is a predicted model, not a curated record.
UUCUUAGAAGAUCAGCUAACCUUCUCCAUCUCACGUAAGCUACCAUACGCACGUAUAUUCGACCGAAUCACGUUCGUUGAUUUGAGAAGAAUAUGGCUUCUAAGGUUGUGUUCGAAGAUUAUUUCCCGACCAUGGUGGAGAAGCUUGGGAUAGACGGGUUCAUGGAGGAGUUGAGCAAAGGGUUCCGCCUAUUGACGGACGGCAACAAUGGGUUGAUCACGCUCAGAAGCCUGAAGAGGAACUUGGGUUCACUGGGGCUACAUGGAAUGAGCGAUGAGGACGUGGAGUCAAUGCUGCGAGAAGGCGACUUAGACGGGGACGGUGCAUUGGAUAAGAAAGAAUUUUGUGUUCUAAUGUUUAGGUUGAGCCCCGGGUUAAUGAAAAGUUCAGAGGAACUGUUGGAGGACGCCAUCUUUCAUGAUCUAUGAUCAUAUAUAUAUAUAUAUAUAUAUACACACACUGUAUGGGCUCUGAUUAUCAAGUUUGCUCUUAUGCAUCUGAUCCGAUCGGUUUUGCUUUAAUUGAGCCAUGUAUCCUGCUAUAUGUAUAUUUCCUCCAUCUACUAGAAUAAUCCUUUGGUUAUUCAUUCAAUUGGAAAUACCCCAACCAUUUUGAAAAACCAA